This is a messenger RNA of Prunus armeniaca (apricot), 582 nucleotides long. NCBI's taxonomy places the organism in Eukaryota, Viridiplantae, Streptophyta, Magnoliopsida, Rosales, Rosaceae. The record is from the annotation of a GenBank genome assembly.
AUGGUUGGAAGCAAGCGAACUAGGAACAAGACUGCCGUGAUGGCUCAAUCCACGAUGGCCCAAAGCUAUUCCUCCCACAAUCCCGCAAUCGACAUGGUGGCACCACCACCUAUCACCGCCAUGAACUCGCAGCAAACCCUUGCUGCCGCACCACAGCAGCCAUCCCGUAUGGCUAGAACCACUGGGCCACCUGCUGGACCAGUAGUUGGGGCCACCGCACCAGCCUCUACCGUCAUUGUACCAUCUCAAGGCCCCGUGGCUAGAUCUAGCAACCUUUAUGGUGGAACCUCCCAUCAGGGUGGGCUCACUACCACUGCCAACUUUGGCCCAAUCUUAGAGCAACUUCAAUCAUUCCCUCCAUUGCCUCCACGCUCGACGCAUGCUCCCACGUACACCUCCAAUGAAACCCUAGCUCGUGUGCAAUUGGGCUCCACACACUUCUCUCCUCUCGAUCCACGAAGUCAAGUAUACCUUAAUCUGAGAGUUGACCAUCUAACUCAGAGAAUGGAUGACCAAAACAAUUUGAUGAGGCAGUUCCUCAACCAAGUAAACUUGGCUCAAAACCUUGGCCUUGGACAAUAG